CGGCCAGAGGGAGGGAAGGCGCGAGAGGGGAGGCGGGGCUUGAAAACGUUCCAACCAAUCGCCGCUGCCGAAGGGGGCGUGUCUUGGCAGAAGACUGCGGCCGUUGAGGAGUUUUCUUUUCCCUCGUUUCAUUCCUCGCCUGGCUGCCGGAGGGGUCGGAGAUGAGUAGCUGUCAGUAUGGAGAAGCAGGAAGGGCGGGGCUUGGCUACAAGUGGGGCCAGCAUUGGCCGUCUCUAGCCGUCAAUCAAAUCAAUGAGUAGAUUCCAGUUCCCUCAGAGUUAGGGGCAGAUGAGGCGAAGGAAGGAGGGAAGGGGCUUCGAGGGAGGAUGAUGAAGAAGAAGAAGCAGCAGCAGCAGCAGCCGCGCCGAGGCCCCCCCGAGGAGGAGGAGGAGGAGGAGACCUUGUGCUGCUGCGAGUACCUCGACCGCACGGGGGAGCGGAGCCACCUAGCGGCCUGCCUCUGCGACUGCCAGGACCUCGACGAGGGCUGCGAGAGGUGGCUGACUUGCCGAUCUUUGCCCCCGGGAAUGUUAGAGAGAAUUGCAGACACCUUCACGGACCGCUUUCGCCUCCCUUGGCUUAGGGGGGCUGUAAAGAUUGAUAUCAGCCUCCUUCCACCAAUCAUCCUGCUGCCUGUUUUCCUUCACGUAGCAGCUUUGCACUUCCUCCUGGCUCUUGUUACCCUGAUAUCACUUCCUGUCUUGGUGCUGUGGUAUUACUACCUUACACACAGGAAGAAGGGCCAGACCCUCUUUUUCUUAAGUCUGGGUCUCUUCUCCUUAGGCUACAUGUACUAUGUCUUCCUCCAGGAAGUGGUUCCCCAGGGCCAUGUGGGACACAGUCAGGUGAUUCUUCUCACAUGUGGUUUAAUCCUCAUGCUUGUGGCUUUGUCUCGAGCCAAGAGAGACCCGGGCUACCUUGACUGCCAAAUAAGCAGUGACGAAGCACUUUGCCAAGGCAGCAGCAGCAACAAUAACAACAUAUUAAACCGGAAUGGCCUCGGGAGUUCCAAUGGGCUUUACAGAGCAGCUGUAUCUGGAGAUACUGUGAAUAGUAAAACUGAGGGCAAUGCCAAAAUGUUUGCAGUGGGGCCAGGUGGGGACUGGUGCACCAAAUGUCAAUUGGUUAGGCCAGCUCGAGCUGGGCACUGCCGGAUUUGUGGUAGAUGUGUGAAGAGACUGGAUCAUCAUUGUGUCUGGAUUAACACCUGUGUGGGUGAACAGAACCACCAAGCCUUUAUCCUUGCUCUCUGUCUUUUUCUCAUCACCUCUGUGUACGGGAUUUCUUUGACUCUGGACACCAUCUGUAGGGGAAAAUCUACAAUCAAGGCACUGUUUCAUUGUCCUGGUGUCUAUGGAGAUUACAGUUCUGCCCUGUCCUUCACCUGUGUAUGGUACUGUACUAUUGUAACCUCCGGCAUGGCUUACAUCCUUCUCAUCCAGUUCUUCAACAUCAGCUACAAUGUGACUGAGAGGGAAGCUCGUAUUGCAUUGCGAGAGAAUAUUGGACGAAGGCUGUUGUGUGGCCUGGUGGUGGACACAGGCCAAUACAAUCGAGGCUUCUUGUGCAAUUGGAUCCAUUUCCUUUCUUUGCGUUCAGCCGUUUUGCACCACUCCGACGAAGACAUUGUAUGAAGUGGGCUGCCAAUCUUACUGGGUUAUCAUCCUUAGCUUAUUAAGGCAUUAAGAGCACAAAGCUCUCAUUUGCUGGAUACUAAGUAACAAUGCAGCAUUUUCUAAGCCAUAUUGUGGUUUCAUAUGCCAUGUUCUGUGUGCGAAGUUAUUCAUUUGAUAUGUUACAUGAUAUCUUAUGUGUACAAAAGAACCAUGAUAGACCAAACACCUGAUACCUAAGGCUCUUUACUUUUCUCUGAAGGCUAUUCAUAUAUUCAGCUGUUGGAUUGUCUUGUACAUUUACAUGUGAAUUAGCCAACAGAUUUCUGUAUUGGUGCUUGGGACUGUAGGUUGGAGUGAUCGUCUUUAUCAGGGCAUCAGCAAUCCAUUACAUGAUUUAGAGAGGAAUGUUCUCUUCAAUUCCAGUGCAGUAUCUUGAAUGUUGAUAUGGUGUUUCUCAAAAUUGAGCGCUAGUUGGCCUGUGAGAAUUCAGGAAAACUGAGCAGCAGGUUGCUGAGUGUGAGAGCUUUCUACAAUCCACAAAUACAAAGGCCAACUCCUCCAAGUUGCAAAGGUUUUGCUUCACAGCCACUAUAUUAAUUGAUGUACUAACCAAGAGAGCUGCAGAGAGGCAGACCAGAAUAUAAAUCAUGGAUCUAGCAGUAGAGUUUGGUGGUGGUUUGGCAACCAUAUCUAAUUAGUUGUUUAACAAUAAUUGAUUGAACCAAAGCACAAAUUUUACUACUAAAAGUUUUUGAAAAGUGAGAAUUGAGAUGCUAACCAUGUGUAGAUGUUGAAAAGAAGGGAAUAGAAGCUUUAUUCAGUUGUACUCAAAACAUGAUGGAUACUGUGGUUCAGGUUACGAUAGUGUAGUUCAAGCUUAAGGUCACUACAUAUGCUAGGGAGCCGUGGUGGCGCAGUGGGUUAAACCCUUGUGCUGGCUGAACUGCUGACCUGAAGAUCGGUGGGCAGUUCAAAUCCGUGAGACGGGAUGAACUCCCAUUUGUCAGGCCCAGCUUACCAUGCAGGGACAUGAGAAAAGCCUCCACAGUAUGGUAACACAUCUGCACAUCCCCUGGGUAACGUCUCUGCAGACAGCCGAUUCUCUCACACCAGAAGAGACUUGCAGUUUCUCAAGUUGGUUCUCACACCAUUAAAAAAAAACCCUAUACAUACUACUACAGCUCUAUACGUGGACUUCAUGUGUUCACCUGCAAAAAUGUUAGCUGUCUUUGGAUUGUGGAAUUCAAGGUAGUAUAGAGAAGUGUUUGAAUCCAAAGUUUGAGAAACAUUGUUUUAAGAUACUGUUACAAUGGAAUCAAAUGUACCAUGCUGCAAGUUGCUUGCAUUUUUUAAUUUUAGUAUUCAGUAGCAAAUUGUAUGCUUUCAUUAUGUUUUGUGCCAGGUGCGGUAUUAAAAAGGGAAUACUCCUGCACUUCAAUUUAUAUAGGGAAACUAGUAACCCCACAACAUUAAUUAACAUCUUUUCACUUUCUCCAUUACAAUAAUUGAGAUACUUUGGUAGUUCAACCAAGUGCCUUUGGGAUUUUGUUUCUCUAGGAGCUGAGAUUUGUGAGGUUCUUAGGUAGGUAAUAGCAUGGUUGCUGCCACCUAUCUGUCACAGAAUAUGAUUUUUUCCUAUGUAAUUAUUGCAGAUUUCCCAAUCUGAAAGAUAACUCAUAACAAAAGAUAGUACGCAUGGGCAAUCCAUGGUUCUAACGUACUUACAAAACUAAAGCUCUGGUGGUGAAAACUAGAGGGCGCUGGUGCUUUGCUUCUACAGUUUGCCAAAGUUCUGGUGAUGAAAAUUUCAUUAUUAUAUCAUUAUUGGCAAUUUUUAUGACAGGAACCAAUUAGGAACUACCGUUUAUAACAAAAUUUUGAAUUUUUUGUUAGAGUUCUGAAUUUUUCACCACCAGAACUUAGUUUUGUAAGUACUUUAGAACCAUCUAGAAUCAUGGAUUGCCCAUGCCUAAAAUAUAGCAGUUGAAAACUGAAAUAAUUACAUUGCCAGAAAUAGGCUCAAAAAAGCCUGUAAAUCAAAUGUAUAACAGUACAAAAA
Anolis sagrei ordinatus is the source of this 3675-nucleotide messenger RNA. RefSeq names its product zinc finger DHHC-type palmitoyltransferase 23 (gene ZDHHC23). Lineage: Eukaryota; Metazoa; Chordata; Lepidosauria; Squamata; Anolidae. Gene Ontology annotation, molecular function: protein-cysteine S-palmitoyltransferase activity. Gene Ontology annotation, cellular component: Golgi apparatus; endoplasmic reticulum. The record is from RefSeq and is a predicted model, not a curated record. Gene Ontology annotation, biological process: protein targeting to membrane; peptidyl-L-cysteine S-palmitoylation.